GGACCGAGCCAGGGACCCGAAGCCCUCGUCCAUGGCCGGGUCUCCCCGCCGCGCCGCGGGCCGGCGACUGCAGCUGCCCCUGCUGUGCCUCCUCCUCCAGGGCGCCACCGCCAUCCUCUUUGCGGUCUUUGUCCGCUACGACUCCGAAACCGACGCCGCCCUCUGGCACUGGGGCAACCGCAGUAGCUCCGACAAUGAAUUUUACUUUCGCUACCCAAGUUUCCAGGACGUGCACGUCAUGGUGUUCGUGGGCUUCGGCUUCCUCAUGGCCUUCCUGCAGCGCUACGGCUUCGGCAGCGUCGGCUUCAGCCUCCUCGUGGCCGCCUUUGCCCUGCAGUGGUCCACGCUCGCCCAGGGCUUCCUCCAAUCCUCGCGCGGCGGCCGCAUCCACGUGGGCGUGCAGAGCAUGAUCAACGCGGACUUCUGCGCGGCUGCGGUGCUCGUCUCCUUCGGGGCCGUGCUGGGCAAGACCGGGCCGGCCCAGCUGCUGCUCGUGGCCCUGCUGGAAGUGCUGCUGUUCGGCCUCAAUGAGUUUGUGCUCCUGAAUCUCCUGGGGGUGGAGGAUGCAGGGGGGUCCAUGACCAUCCACACGUUUGGGGCCUACUUCGGGCUCGUCCUGUCCCGGGUCCUCUACAGGCCCCAGCUGGGGAAGAGCAAGCAUCGCCAGGCCUCCGUCUACCACUCCGACCUCUUUGCCAUGAUCGGGACCAUCUUCCUGUGGACCUUCUGGCCCAGCUUCAACUCUGCACCCACCAUGCUGGGGGACGGGCAGCACCGAACAACCCUCAACACGUACUACUCCCUGACCGCGAGCACCCUCAGCACCUUCGCCCUGUCAGCCCUCGUCGGGGAGCAGGGCCGGCUGGACAUGGUCCACAUCCAGAACGCGGCGCUGGCCGGAGGGGUCAUAGUGGGGACAUCAGGUGAAAUGAUGCUGACGCCCUUCGGGGCCCUGGCAGCCGGCUUCCUGGCUGGGACAGUCUCCACGCUGGGGUACAAGUUCUUCACGCCCGUCCUUGAGGCAAAAUUCAAAGUCCAAGACACGUGUGGUGUCCACAACCUCCACGGGAUGCCCGGGGUCCUGGGAGCCCUCCUGGGGGCCCUUGUGGCUGGGCUGGCCACCCACGAGGCUUACGGAGAUGGCCUAGGCAGUGUGUUUCCACUCGUAGCCGAGGGCCAGCGCUCCGCCACCUCUCAGGCCCUGUACCAGCUCUUCGGGCUGCUUGUCACACUGCUGUUUGCCUCUGUGGGCGGGGGCCUCGGAGGGCUCCUGCUGAGGCUGUCCUUCCUGGGCCCGCCUCCAGACUCCCAGUGCUUCGAGGACCAGGUUUACUGGGAGGUGAGCGCCCCGGUGACCAUCUCAUCCCCGAACCCCUUCCUACGCCCCACCUGCCUUUCCUUCCUCACCUGCUCUUCUCUGUGGGGACGCACCCCCUUCCAGGUGCCUGGGGAGCUUGAGGACAAAGCCCAGGUGUGUCUGAGGGCCGAGGAGACAGACUCCGGGGCCUAACUUGCUUCCAGCCCAUGAGAGGACACCCUCCUUCUAGGAGAAGGGGACCACGGGGAAGGACCCCAGCCCUCCUGCUGCAGGGACGACGGCGGCACUGGGGGCAGGGCAGUGGAAGGUGGGGGAAUGGGGGAGACCCCUUGGCACGCCCACCCCACCCCGCGGCCUGUGAGCAAGGUGCCCAAGCAACGGCCGAUCCACUGUCCAAGGUCGCACAGUCACCGGGAGGUGUGUGCCGGGUCAGCUGAGCGGGUGAUAAAAACCACCGGCACCAAG
Molecule: messenger RNA, 1783 nt
Organism: Hyaena hyaena (striped hyena)
Lineage: Eukaryota; Metazoa; Chordata; Mammalia; Carnivora; Hyaenidae
Gene: RHBG
Product: Rh family B glycoprotein
Exons: 9
Coding region: 32-1510 (492 amino acids)
Biological process (GO): ammonium homeostasis; ammonium transmembrane transport
Cellular component (GO): plasma membrane
Molecular function (GO): ammonium channel activity
Source: RefSeq, a predicted model, not a curated record